Messenger RNA from Penicillium taxi, 1764 nucleotides. RefSeq names its product NDT80/PhoG-like DNA-binding family protein. NCBI's taxonomy places the organism in Eukaryota, Fungi, Ascomycota, Eurotiomycetes, Eurotiales, Aspergillaceae. The transcript has 2 exons. The record is from RefSeq and is a predicted model, not a curated record. Gene Ontology annotation, molecular function: DNA binding; DNA-binding transcription factor activity. Gene Ontology annotation, biological process: positive regulation of transcription by RNA polymerase II; meiotic cell cycle. Gene Ontology annotation, cellular component: nuclear chromosome. The coding region runs from base 1 to 1764 and encodes 587 amino acids.
AUGGAGGGAUUUGAUACUAUGGCUAUGCCUCCUUAUUUGGCGAGUCCUUUGUCUCUAGGUAAUCUUCAGGGGACAGACUAUCUCAAUGCUAUGUCCGGUCUGGAUCUUCCCGAUCAUCGUUCCAACUUUGACUCCGAAACCUUUGCCAGUGAUGAUAUUGCUUUCACCCAAAAUAGUCUACCGCACUCAUUGAAGCGCUUCCCCUCUGGCUAUGAUGAUCCGUUUACCGAUCUGGUCGCGCCUACAUUUGACCCCGUGCUUCCAGAGCAACCUCAGGACUCCUCUAUCGAUCACAAUAACAAGUUACUGAGCUUUUCCCUACCGAUAUACCACUUCACUUUGCUGGACUACUCAAUGCGCCGCACCUCCUUGUCUGUCUCCGCUCAGCUGCAUGGCAUGUUCUUCCUUGCAGAGUCGCCUUAUACAACAUCGCCUUCUGAGAAUGCCCCACCACAACAGGGUGCCGAGUUGACCUGUUACCGUCGCAAUCUCUUUCAAAUCACAGGCUCAGUCACAUUGCCGCGAGGCAUGCGCUACAUCAUGACAGAUCAGGGUAAUCGCAUCCCCAUUCUGGCUCAAGAGUUGACCGUCUCAGCCACCGAAUCGGUAGAAGGGAAUCCGGUGAAGAUUAUAUCUGUUCCAUGGAAGACACCGUCGGCCGCAGCGGCCAACUCUGGAACGGCCCUCGAGGACAACAAUACCGGCACCGCUGCCAAAGUCGAAAAGGAACCCCCUCCAAUCCCACUUGAUAUAAUGGCUGGCCAGGAUCUAGAUACGGACUAUGCCACCUUUCCCAUCGCCUGGAAGCGACUACAGUUCCGUGUGGCAACAGCCAACAACGGCCGUCGCAAGGAGUUACAGCAACAUUUUGUCGUUCGGCUAAAGGUGAUCGCAACUUUGUCGACUGGGGAUAAAAUCUCAAUUUCCGAAGUGCAGUCGGGCCCUGUCAUUGUCCGUGGCCGGAGUCCGCGUAAUUUCCAAUCUCGCAAGGAUCUUCCUCUGAGUGGCAGUGCUGCCGCAUCACGCAAGAACCAGGCCAACUCGGCUGCGCUCAACCGCACCCCUACCAACGAUUCUUCCCUACGUCGUGCUAGUGUGACCCCAGCCAAGAGCAAAACUCUACAUAGCAGUUCUCCUGAGACCACCUCUGUCCCGCCUCCAACUCUCAUGCAGCAACCUCAACCAACGCCGGAUUGGACCCCAAUCCCGCAAUCCGCUUCUGUAAUGUCCCAUACUCAUACCCACCAGUCCCUCUUCCCCCAGUCCAGCCCAGAGCAAUUAUCUCAUGCCUCUGAUCAACGGCGCAUCGGUAAUUCAUUAGCAGCAGCAGCGGCGCCUAUAAAUUUAUCUCUGUUGGAUGAGGAAGAGACUAAUGGAGGUCUCCAGAUGGAUCAGAAGAUCAUGGCAUCCUACAAUGAGAUGAUGCCGCAACAAAAUGUGAACAUGGAUCACUCGGCCCCACCGGCUAAAAUGCGCAAGAUGUCUCAUAAUGUUGCUCACAACCCAGCUCGAAGUGUGGCUUCAUCUAUUCCCUUGUUGGAGACUGCCAAUCUACAUCAACAAUUUGUGUCCUCCCUGCCAUUCCCUAAUGAGACCACAGAUUUCCUCUAUGAGUAUUUUCCUCUCGGUAUGGAUGACUGGCAAGCACCUGUUGAUGCCGUCUACCGGCCGCAUGUGGUCCAUCAUACCAACAUGCCGGAGAUGAAGUUUGUGACGUCAAGGGGUCGCGGCAAACGGUAUUUUGCUGCUGAAGAUGUCUUUUAA